Molecule: messenger RNA, 1019 nt
Organism: Brassica rapa (field mustard)
Lineage: Eukaryota; Viridiplantae; Streptophyta; Magnoliopsida; Brassicales; Brassicaceae
Product: protein disulfide-isomerase SCO2
Source: RefSeq, a predicted model, not a curated record
AUUUAAGCUAGGUUGGUCUAACCGGUUAUGCCUUUUCACCUUUCUUAUUAUAAUUUACGAUAAAAAUAAAACAAAAAAAAAUCAGAAUAAUUUUUAAUUCGUCGAGGUUGAUUUACGUCACCCACUUUCAUGGCCGCACCUGCAAACUUCUCUUCUCAAUGUUCCGAUUAUACCCAAACUGCUCUCUACCUUCUCUCCUCUUCCUUCCCCGCCUUCCUCCUUCUCGCUCCUUCCGUUGCCGCGCCACCGCCGAUAUCCCUCUAGGCGACGGAGUCCGGAUACCGCGUGAACAGGAUUCCUCCUCUGACACGGCGAGGUCUCGAGAUGUCUCCGCCGCGGCCGGAGGGAACGGUGAAUCGGGUAAGUGGAGGAAAAGGAGGCUGCUGUGGUCGAAAAGCGGAGUGAGUUACUUGGUAGGAGACGACGACGCGCUUCCUCUGCCUAUGACUUAUCCGAAUACAUCCCCUGUGUCGCCCGAUGAGAUUGACCGGAGGUUGCAGUGCGAUCCUGUUGUCGAGGAUUGCAAGGAAGUGGUUUAUGAGUGGACUGGCAAGUGUAGAAGUUGCCAAGGAUCUGGAUCUGUCAGCUAUUACAAGAAAAGGGGUAAAGAGGUUAUCUGCAAAUGCAUACCUUGCCAAGGGAUAGGAUAUGUGCAGAAGAUAACAUCUCGAACGGACAUUGAUGUGAUGGAAGAUUUGGAUAAUGAAGCAUCUUGACCCUUGGGUUUGCUCAAACCAGUGCACAACUAUUAAUAUGAGUGCAUGUGCGCUUGAGUUCGUUGUUGAAGUUGCUUCUUUGGGAUGUUUGGCCCAAACAAGCUGAUUGGAGGUAUAGACAGACAGAGACUACUGAUUCUUGUUCGGAUAAUGGCUUCUUCUUUUUAUCAAUACUACCCAAAUAGGAAACUACUGUUCUAUAUGUAUCAGGUCUUGAGCAACCAUAAACUCUAGGAACUCUUCUUUGUGUUUAGGUUGUUUCAGUUUUCCACAGAGAGAAUAUAAAGCGGUAAAAUACAAUCU